GCAACUCCACAAGGCUUUUUCAGGUCUCUCUCUUUUUUUUUCAUCACUUGAUCGGGAUUUAGUUUCUUCUUAUACGAUCUCUAAUCUGUAAUCGGUUUCGUUAAUCACAAGAUUAAUCAUUUUUGAUAUCUUAAGUACUCUCCUAUACUCAUCGUUGAGUAUUAUUUAGUUUGUUGAUUUAAUCACAACUACAUUGGUGAUUCGGGAUUUACUCUUGUUUGACCUGAUCUGUGUUCUGUGUCCCACCACAAGAUCAGGAUCAUGUCUUCUUAUAUUAGAUACAGUCCGAUGAUGUCCUAAUUGAUUGAUUAUAAUGAAAAUAUGUUUCUUUUUGUUCUUUAGUGAACCAAGAUUAUGCUUGUUUUGUGUUCUCCUUGGGAGAUUUGUGACAUGACAAAAUGUUUGUUUUUUGGGUUUGGUCUGAAACAGGAUGGGGUACCAACGAGAAGCUGAUCAUAUCAAUACUAGCUCACAGGAACGCAGCACAACGCAGCUUGAUCCGCAGCGUUUAUGCAGCUACCUACAAUGAGGAUCUUCUCAAAGCAUUAGACAAAGAGCUUUCUAGCGACUUUGAGAGAGCUGUGAUGUUGUGGACUCUUGAUCCACCAGAGAGAGAUGCUUAUUUGGCUAAAGAAUCCACCAAGAUGUUCACCAAGAACAAUUGGGUUCUUGUUGAAAUCGCUUGCACAAGGCCUGCUCUUGAGCUUAUCAAGGUCAAGCAAGCUUACCAAGCUCGAUACAAGAAAUCAAUCGAGGAAGAUGUCGCGCAACACACAUCUGGUGACCUUCGUAAGCUCUUGCUUCCUCUUGUGAGCACUUUCAGGUAUGAAGGAGAUGAUGUGAACAUGAUGCUUGCAAGAUCUGAAGCUAAGAUACUUCACGAGAAGGUCUCAGAGAAAUCUUACAGUGACGAUGACUUCAUCAGAAUCUUGACAACAAGAAGCAAAGCACAGCUCGGUGCAACACUCAACCACUACAACAACGAGUAUGGAAACGCCAUUAACAAGAACUUGAAGGAAGAGUCGGACGACAAUGACUACAUGAAACUACUAAGAGCUGUAAUCACAUGUUUGACAUACCCUGAGAAGCAUUUUGAGAAGGUUCUUCGUCUAUCAAUCAACAAAAUGGGAACAGACGAAUGGGGACUAACCCGAGUCGUGACUACACGAACUGAAGUUGACAUGGAACGCAUCAAAGAGGAAUAUCAGCGAAGAAACAGCAUUCCUUUGGACCGUGCUAUCGCCAAAGACACUUCUGGUGACUAUGAGGACAUGCUUGUUGCUCUUCUCGGACAUGGCGAUGCUUGAAACUGUUUCAACUUUCGAGUUCCUCCUUUCUCUUACUGCAUGGUUUGUUUUAAAUAAAAGAGUUGUGAAACUGGUUCUGCAACUAUUUAUCAAUGAUCGUUUGAGUUUGUUAAAUUUGAAUCAAAAUCUGUUUUUCUUUCUUUUAAAUACAAUCUAAAGCACAAACU
Arabidopsis thaliana (thale cress) is the source of this 1474-nucleotide messenger RNA. RefSeq names its product annexin 2 (gene ANNAT2). Gene Ontology annotation, cellular component: membrane; cytosol. The record is from RefSeq and is marked reviewed. Gene Ontology annotation, biological process: response to heat; response to cold; response to water deprivation. Gene Ontology annotation, molecular function: calcium ion binding; calcium-dependent phospholipid binding. NCBI's taxonomy places the organism in Eukaryota, Viridiplantae, Streptophyta, Magnoliopsida, Brassicales, Brassicaceae. The transcript has 4 exons. Bases 399 to 1307 code for a protein of 302 amino acids.